Messenger RNA from Penicillium verrucosum, 1002 nucleotides. RefSeq lists its product as uncharacterized. The transcript has a single exon. NCBI's taxonomy places the organism in Eukaryota, Fungi, Ascomycota, Eurotiomycetes, Eurotiales, Aspergillaceae. Bases 1 to 1002 code for a protein of 333 amino acids. The record is from RefSeq and is a predicted model, not a curated record.
AUGAAUACACCUGUUGCUCUGCCCCCCAAUCGGCUCCUGAAACCCUUCCUAAGCAUGGAGUUGCCAAUUUACGAUUACUGUUGGGAUACGAACGCGCUCAAACCUGGCAAGAGUUAUCGAAUGCCCUUCAAGUUCAUCGUCCCUGAGGAACUUCCCAUCCAUGCUUGUCAACACCAAUGCGCCAAUCACCAAAUCCAACAAGAACAUCUGCAGCUACCUGCGAGUCUCAGCUACCGUGGCACACAAUACCACGGAAUUCACGACAUGUCACCCGAAAUGGCGGAAGUAGUCUACAGUAUCAACUUUGCACUGUGGCAGCGAAAUGGCAAGGCAGGGAGGUCAAAGAAAAUCCAAGAAGCAACACAUCCCGUGCACAUCCUCCCAACACGAAAUGAGCAUCCCCCACUUCUUGUCCCAAGAAAGAAUAAUUAUUAUCGACAGCGAGCAGAAAAGUUGUUAUCCACUGGGUUACUGCGACAUCCACGAGGCAAACUCGCUGCCUACUCUACUCAACCACCGGUUAUCCAGUUGCAAAGUCUCCAGCCAAGGAAUACAGACGCGUCAACUUCCGUAAAGAUUGAUCUUCGGUUUGACCCUUCUCACUUGGUUCAAUUGCCACCAAGUCUUCUUGCUGUCGAAUUUCAGUUGCGGGCAAUGACUUUCUUUGGGGUUGAGCCAUGGCAGGAUUAUCCAGAUCUGAGUGAUAUUUCUACAUGGGGUUCUCGACGAGAAUUCUGGUCUGAAUAUGUGGUAUUAACACUGAACAACGAAAUCAAAUUGGACUGGAAGGCUGAAGAAGAAGGGGAUCACACGAUCUUCACGGGAUCGAUCAAGGCUUGCGUUUCACUGCCUACCCAUCGGCGCUAUCCACCAACUUUCCAUUCCUGUUUAGUGUCUCGGGUUUAUGCCCUGAAGGCGACGGUGUUCUAUCGAUUACAUGGACAGGGUCGGGGGAGAUCAUCCAUAUCUGUUUCUGUUCCACUCGAGAUUUGUGCAACAUGA